AGGAGUACGCUCGUGAGGAAAGAAAAGGCUGUGCGGGUUGUGCUCGGCUUGGAGAUUGUCCAACAGGCUGCACUUUUGGUUUGCGAAUGCGGUAAACCGAUUAACACUUCUGCGAUUUGUUGCUGGGUGGAUCACAACCCAAAAGAGCCUCCUUUUCAAUUAGCAGCCUAUUCUUCUGUCCUCAUUGAAUGCAAGAUAUUUAGUUCUCAUCCCAGGAGAGAGGAGUAG
Molecule: messenger RNA, 228 nt
Organism: Protopolystoma xenopodis
Lineage: Eukaryota; Metazoa; Platyhelminthes; Monogenea; Polystomatidea; Polystomatidae
Source: the annotation of a GenBank genome assembly